AUGUUUGAAGUCUUCCCCCUUAACCUCUCGGGCAAACCAGCACCACCAUUACAUCAGGCUAUCAACUCUCAUCACAGCCUUCACUUUCCUCUUGUUCACCUCAGCCUCCUCAGCCAUAACCAGUCAAACCCAACUCGGUGGUGGGCAUCAUUCUCAUCAGCAGCAGAAGAGCCGGCUGGGUUCAUCGCCACCGAGUUGCAGAUCCAAGUGUGGAAAGGCUGGGUUCAUGUCCAAAAUAAGGAGCGUAAGGGACUCAAGGCUGAGGCUGCUAAGGUCCGUGCCCAACAGCGUGAGGUUGCUGAGCAGGAGUUCCGCCAGACCCUGUUAAAAGAAAGAGCAGAGAAGCAUGAGAAUUGGAAGAUGAAGAAAGAAAAAAAAAAAAUGAGAGAAGAGAAGAAAAAAAAAAAAAAGAAGAAUGAUCUGUUGCGACGUCAGAGUUCCUUGUGGAUCAAUUCUGAUUGGGAAGAGGCAGAGCUCACGACCGAAGAUCAAGGAGCUUUUCCAGAUCACACAUUGCUCUCAGUCUCUCUCACUCCCAUUUCGGUCCACAAUGGCUGCUGGUCAGCUAAUGGGGACAAAACCUCCAUAAUUGGGAGACAAGGCUAUCACUUCAGCAUGUGGGUCUGUACCAAAAAUCAAUAAAAAAUAAAAAGAAGAAAAAUCAACGUGAUAUAUCUAGCUUUCCACUAAUAUAUCAGUAUAAUAAUAUCAUGCUAUUUGAUUUUGGUGUUGAUAUGAACCCAUAAAUAAUUGUCUUUACUUUA
Prunus dulcis (almond) is the source of this 764-nucleotide messenger RNA. RefSeq lists its product as uncharacterized. The record is from RefSeq and is a predicted model, not a curated record. The transcript has 2 exons. Lineage: Eukaryota; Viridiplantae; Streptophyta; Magnoliopsida; Rosales; Rosaceae. Bases 1 to 642 code for a protein of 213 amino acids.